AUGCCGAAUUCUAAUCUAACAUUGAUAAGGGUCAGGGGCAAGAGACACAAAACUUCAAUCUCUGCAGUCGAAGAUGUGGCACGCAAAGCCCGCAUAGCGAACAGGAACAAAUCCUGCUCGUCUCGUCCGUCUAAAAACCCGGUCAAACAUAAACAUUCAGAUAAAAUUCGUUUGCGUGAUGGCAGUCGUGCUAAGAUGGUAGCAGGUAAGCGUGUCGGCCACCUCGAAGCCCUCCCAGUCGAAUUGAUAGAAAAAAUAUUCCUGCAUUCACUGGAGUUUAAUUUCGCUAGGGUUUCGCCAGCUUUUGGGGCUCUCUUAUCCCGAAUGCGUGUCUUCAGGAUUUUGACGUUUCUUGCGUUCUACAACGACCCGAGACCCGAUGAUGGACGCAGCGCAGCAUAUAUCUCGAACUUCCUCCGGCCACUGGAAUACGUCCCCCUGGGUCCCAAUGCGCAAAAGGCUCUCCAAGCCGAGGUUAUCAAUUGCCCGUGGUUUAAUUUAUCCCUUCUUAAGCAGUGCCAUCGUGAUGUGUUUCAUGUGACGUUGCAGAACUUCGUGUUUGGGGAUUCGACAUGUUCAUUUGGGUUGGUACUCGACAACCCAGAUUUUGAUCUUUUGACCAAGCACCUCGAUAAGAAUCCAGAGGAUUGGGGAGCCUAUUUCAAAGGAAAGGACCGGCACGGCGAAUCUUGUCACUUGAAGAUUCAAGUCCACAGGGUGGGCGUUAUGUCCAAUGUGCUUUGGGCUCCUGAUUUCCUCCCAAUGGUUGUUUGGACGGUCCCGGAUGAAUUUUUCGCGGAGAAGCCUUGGACGGAAGACAAGUUUUGUCUUUUGCACUCCCUUCUCUUGUAUGCGCCCCACGACUUUUUGCUCUCGGCACCGAAUUAUCUUCGACCCAACACUACGAUCGAUAUUUCACGAGACAAGAUACAAGGCUGCAUCCAUCAUGCCAUCACCCUAGAAAAUGUUAGACUUCUUUCCAUGCUGCUAUCAUGGGAUGAAAGGGCUCAUCGCUACUCUUCGGUGCUGAGUCCAAGCACCCAGAAUACUCAGAAUCCCGAGAGUUAUGGGACGCCCGGCGAACGCUAUGGGAUACCCGGCGAGCAUUUCGUAACUGCCACCCGGCAGUCCGAGCAUCCAGGUCUCUUUCAGGUGCUGCUACGCGCGAAUGCGGAAUCAAUCCCAUAUGAUGAUCUGGAAAUUACAUCCUGGGCAAUGAGGCAAGGAGACCGCGCUUUUGGGGAUUGGUUACUCAAUUAUAUGAUCGACGUUCCGGCUCGGAGACGAGAUAAUUCUUCGCUGUUCUCGGGUGGGUGGGCUACCAGGUUUGCCCGUCACUCCGAGGACUUCCCCGACGAUCCAGACUGCUACAUUUGGUGGGACGCCUUUGAAAAGUACGUGGAAGGGCAUGUGGCCGGGUUGGAGGUGCCUGAGUUGGGGAUGAGAUAG
Messenger RNA from Paracoccidioides brasiliensis Pb18, 1449 nucleotides. RefSeq lists its product as uncharacterized. The record is from RefSeq and is a predicted model, not a curated record. Bases 1 to 1449 code for a protein of 482 amino acids. The transcript has a single exon.